AUGGCAGAUUUUGUUGUGGGGAUUGGGCCCAAGUUGAGCGAGGCGUUCAGGUCAUAUCUUCGAAGCUGUCACAAAGAGCAAAAUGUUGUUGAUUUUACCCCAGGUGUUUUUGAUGAAUUUAAAAGUGUAAAACAAAGUCCUGAAGAAAGAAAACACUGCAGCGUCUUGGUGUUUGGCCGUGGAGACAAUGAAGACUUUGAAUUAAAAGGAUUUGAUAUCACCGCAAGAGCUGUUGCUUCACUGCCCGGCACUCGUCUUGUGUUUGUUGGGUCCCCAGAUGGGAAGCGUGAGGAAAUAAAAGAGAUGUUGACGAAAUGCGGUGUUCCUGCUAAAAGCUUGAGGGUGAGAGGUUUUGUUCAGAGCCGGGAUGAUUUGAAACGCUUGUUCCUUGAAGUUGACCUUGUACUUAUGCCUUCAAGAACGGAGGGAUUUGGGCUGACAGGACUUGAGGCCCUAUCAGCAGGUCUUCCUGUACUUGUCAGUAGCAACUCAGGUUUUGGUGAAGCACUGAGCAAGGUGCCAUUUGGCUCAUCAUCUGUGAUUGAUUCAGAGGAUCCUGAAGUGUGGGCUGCAGCAAUGAAAAAGGUAUGGGGCAAAGACAGAGAGGGGCGUUUGGAUGAGGCUGAAACCCUGCGCACCUCCUAUGACAGGAAAUACAGCUGGGCCAACCAGAGCAGAGAUCUUCUUGGCAAGAUGAUCAGCCUACUUAAUGGUAUGACAUUUAGCUACCUUGUGGUAGAAGUUGUUUAGUAGAUACAAUUACGAUCGAUUUUGUCAAUGAGAGUAUGAAUUAAGCCGUCAGAUAUCUUAUUUUUUACCGAAAAAAAUCACCAUUAAUUAUUAACUAUUUAUAUAAAUAGAUGACCCACGACCCAUGACCACCCAAGAAUCGACUGAACGUUUAAGGUAACGCUUAGUUGCUAGGCCUUAGUAUUUGGCUAACCCGUCUCAUACUUGGAUUGUAUGAAAUUUGGCAUCUUUGAGACCAAGAGAACUUUGUGUCUUUAUUAUAGGAGUAGGUAUUGUAUGAAGUUUGGCAUUAGAGGGACUAAAGGAACUGUCUGUAAUUGAGAGGUAUCCGGAAGGGGAGGUUUGACUGUAUAAGCUCUAGAAACCUUAGAAAAGAUAAGCAAUAACAAUUUUCUUUUCUGCUUUACUAAAGCCAUAAAAGUUGAUUACUUUAAUGUUAUGUUUGCAUUAACAGGUAACUCGGAUAUAAAUACCAGUCUUCAGGAACGAUUUGCAGGCGCCAGCCCUGGGGAGGCGUCUUUACAAGACGCGCGCACUCUGAAGUCUUUGAAGUUGGAUGACCAACACAAAGUGCAAGAAGGUUCAACAGAAGUGGAAGCUGAGAGGCAGAACUCUGCUGUCCAUCAAAUCAGUUAUGGUAAUAAGAAGAUUGUCCCUAUUUACAAUGAAAAGUGUAUGAAGUUUAACGGAACAACGCGCUUUUGGGUCCCAAUUCUAAACUGUUGUUUUUCGCAUGAUUUGUUACCUCAGUUUUAGGAGGAUCGAGACCCACCCGUGCAGCGCAGGAUACUGGUCACAGACAUAAGAAAGGCGUUAUUUUAGCUUUACCAUGUGGAGGAUAAUUUUCUUCGUUUUUCUUUUUUAUGCAGAGAUCGCCAACUGUGAAGCAGACAUCGCUUUCUUUUCCGGGCGUCAUCAUAAAGAUACUAGACAGUGGCUGUUUGACGAUUUUGACAAAUGGUUCAUUGAUCCUGGCGACUCCAGAGCUUACGUUCUCCUCGGUGAUGCAGGAGUCGGUAAGAGUGUGAUAGCAGGAGCUCUGGCGCAGCGUAUGAAGAAAGCUAGGCGUCUUGGUGCUGUCUACUUUUGCCGUCAUUAUGAUGGCACAAGAAAUGAUCCAAGAAAUCUUCUUGGUACUAUAGCCUGUCAACUCUGUAAUUGUAAUAGACAGUACAGUAAAAUAAUGGGAGGGGAGGAUGGUGUAAGAAUAAUGUUAGCUAAUUCUAAUUUAAGGGGUUCAGGAACUAUGUACUAA
Messenger RNA from Porites lobata, 2005 nucleotides. NCBI's taxonomy places the organism in Eukaryota, Metazoa, Cnidaria, Anthozoa, Scleractinia, Poritidae. The record is from the annotation of a GenBank genome assembly.